This is a messenger RNA of Liolophura sinensis, 2431 nucleotides long. RefSeq names its product transcription factor IIIA-like. NCBI's taxonomy places the organism in Eukaryota, Metazoa, Mollusca, Polyplacophora, Chitonida, Chitonidae. The record is from RefSeq and is a predicted model, not a curated record. The coding region runs from base 2 to 1411 and encodes 469 amino acids. Gene Ontology annotation, molecular function: RNA polymerase II cis-regulatory region sequence-specific DNA binding; DNA-binding transcription factor activity, RNA polymerase II-specific. Gene Ontology annotation, cellular component: nucleus. The transcript has 9 exons. Gene Ontology annotation, biological process: regulation of transcription by RNA polymerase II.
CAUGGCGGAAGGCCCAAAACGACGUGACAGCAGUGGAUCUGUUCAUACUUUUAUUUGUUCUCAUCCUGAAUGUGAUAUGACAUUUUCCAGGAAUGACAGGCUCAUUAUUCACAUGCGUACACACACAGGCGAGAAGCCUUUUGUGUGUGAGGAGUUUGGGUGUUGUAAGAGUUAUGCCAGAGCUGCACACCUGAAGAGGCACGUGGAGACGUCUCACAGUGAAGCAAAACAGCAGGACAAACUGAAAUGCACAGUUGAAAGCUGUGAACAAGAAUUUGCUAACAGUUUGAGUUUAAGCCGUCACAUAGAGCGGAUACAUCAGCCCAAAGAAUACAAGUGCCAUUAUGAAGGCUGUGACAAGACUUUUAAGAAACAUCAUCAGCUGAAGUGUCACGAGACAGAACACACCCAUGUGAACCCAUACCUGUGUAUGGUGGAAAACUGCAAUAAAGCCUUCAAAACUGCCAGUCACUUACAGAGGCAUCAGAAAGUACAUGAAGGGUAUGUGUGCAGUGAGCAGGACUGUGGGAUGAGGUUUGAGAAGUGGACCCAGCUGUGGAAACACCGUACAGUGGCUCAUAGACAAGAUUUUGUAUGUGACAAAUGUGAGAAGCGUUUCACACAGCAGUGUCGACUGAGCCAGCACAUGCGCACCCACGAGGACACAAGGGAGGUGUUUGAGUGUCCGCGGGAGGAUUGCAGCCGCAUCUACCUGGAACUAAGGAACCUGACAGCACACCUGCGAUCUUACCAUGAUGGUCAGAGAUACGUGUGCCCAGUAGAUGACUGCCAGAGAACGUUUGCUAGUAAACAAAAACUUCAUCAACAUUCCCGUCUGCAUGAUUCUGACCGACCUCCCCCUAAGAAAAAGUCAAGAAAGGGCCAGAAGAGGAAGAGUAUGGCUCUGAAGUUGGCAAUGUUAGGACUAGGGGAGGGAGACAGUAGAAAAUUGAUUGAAUUUGACAGAGAAAAGCUGCAGACACACAGGGGUGUAGGUGAGGAGUGUGGUGAUAAAUCAGGAAGAUUGACUGUGAGUAGAACCCAGCCAGACAGACAAGGAGCGGAAGGAAUGCUUAUUUCGUGUAUGAAUCUAGACUCUCCCACAGGGCCUAAUAACGCAGACAGUCACCCGACAAGUGUGAGAGAUGAGGAGAGAUCUGCUGAUGACCAGACUGUCGUGGUGACAAACAAGCCCAGCAACAAACUAGACACUGGGUCGCUAACAUAUUCCAGAGAUGUGAGGGUUAAAUCUGGUAAUUGUGAUGUAAACAAUGAGAAAUGUUUGAUGGAAAAUAAGGAUGCUCCUGGAAUGCAGGUGUGUUCUCAUGGCAAUAUAAACUGUGUUGAACAUUGUGAAAUUUGCAGGAUAGAGGUUAGUGCUAACACAGCUGGCUCCUCAGGAAGUAGUUAGCUGGCUCCUCAGGAAGUAGUUAGCUGGCUCCUCAGGAAGUAGUUAGCUGGCUCCUCAGGAAGUAGUUAGCUGGCUCCUCAGGAAGUAGUUAGCUGGCUCCUCAGGACGCGAUAAUAAGAUUCUGUGUGAAUCAGAUACCUCAGACAAUUUAGGGUCUGGAGAACCAAGAAGAGAGGGAUGCCAAUUUCAUAGUAGCAAGAAUGAAGUAUCGUGGAACCUGGAUGCUGACAGCAUCCUUACCCAUUCUGAAGCAUCGUGCCAACAAUCUGAGUUAUGUGAUCCAGUGACCAGAGCCCUACCACACAGGGAACAUAUCAAAAUGGCUAAUACCAGCCCUCAUAAGGAAUCACAUCAGUCAGACUCAGAACCAUUGGAAUUGGAAAAGAAAUCUUCAUGUUCCAAGAAACAAGAGGGGCAAAUGGAGCAUGAUGCUGUAACACCUCCCUGCUGACAUAAAUACACUGUUUCUCUCUAAAAUUGUGUUGCCUAUUUUAUAUGAAUCCCCAGCUUUCUGUGAAAUAAGAAACUUGAUACCUGGUUUUUCCAGUGAAAGGUUGAGUCAGGUAUUGGAUUGUCCACAUUAAAGCUACGUAAGGGUGAAAUCUGCUAGAUUAUCUCUUCCAAUUUUGAAUCAGGCAUCAGCUCCAUUAAAUUUCAGCGUAUUGGAAUAUUUACACUCAGUCUAUCUCUGAGCCAGACACCUGUUGAUCUUAGGUAAUGUGAAUGAAUACCCAAACACCUGGGAUUUGCCUGUGUUGUGGGUAAACUGGAUAUUUCUACCUAAGUAAUGACUUGGCAUAGUGUUUGUCAUUUACAUCAAAACCUUAAGUCUCAUAAUGAAAUGCAAUCCCAAUGUUACACAUAGCCCAAGGCAGUCUAGAGCUCAUUUGGGACAACACUUAUAUCUAUUUUAUGAAGAGAACUGCCAGGAACCUUGGGCAGAGACUGGAGGAUUGGGAACAUUGCAGCUGGGUUGUAUUGGCAGUUUUAUUAAUUUUCAGUAAACAUACAUAUAUGUGA